UCCAGGGGGGCAGUAGGAUAUGUGUGUGUGAGUGUGUUUGAGGCUCAUCGAGCAGCAGGGGAACUUGAAAACUUCACUGCGUUCAGCGAGCGGAACACUCUGCGUUUUGGGAGCUGAAAUCUGGUGCUUUCAGUCCGGCUGUGAUCGACAGGAGGACCCGGUCCGGUUCCCAGCAUUGGAACGAUUUCCGGCCAACAUGGAUGAUUUAGACGAGCUGUGGCACGUUAGGAAUUCAUAUCAGCCGACGUGCACCUUGCAACACGUCAGAUUCAGAGGGAAGAAAUAAAAGGAAUGGAGGUAGAGGCGGAUGCAGAAAGGAGGUCAGAGAACACAGAUGCUUUGUUGGCGGACCUUGAGUCCACAACAUCCCACAUUUCCAAGCGUCCGCUCUUCCUGUCUGACGAGACCGCCUACUCCUUCCCUGUUGGGGGUCAGAGCCAGCAAGACCUCUCCUCUCCACCCCAAAUCCCAACCACUCCCUCUGAACUAAACGGAGUUGAUGAAACAGAGUCCUUCAGCUCAGCCCAGAGAAGUCCCUGGUCUAGAGAUAGCGGCAGUCCAAAUCAAACAAUCGGUGAAGAGGACCACGUAUACAGCUUCCCUAAUAAGCAGAAAAAUAGUGACUCAUCAGCUGGUGCCAUGAACUCAUCCUUGGGCAGCAACCUGUCUGAACUGGACCGCCUGCUGUUGGAGCUCAACGCUGUCCAGCAAAGCACCCCUGCCUUCCCCACAGAAGAAGAAGCAGCUCCCCCACUGCCUGCCAGCAGCGUCAUCCACCAUGUCCAGGAGAACGGAGUCUCUACUGCGGGCAAGGCUGGUCCCCCUGUACUGGAGAAGCCAAAGCGCAGUGUGCUAGCUCGGGGAAUAGAGGAUGUACGACCAAGUGUAGAGAGCCUUCUGGAUGAGCUGGAAAGUUCUGUGCCCUCUCCAAUUCCCACACCGUCGGUUGUGUCAGAAGAACUAACAGAUGGACAAGAGGAAACACCGGCUCAGCAACAAGCCAGAAUGUCUGCCUCCUCUGCCACACGAGAGCUGGAUGAGCUAAUGGCCUCCCUGUCUGACUUCAAAGUCCAAAGCAAUAUCCAGUCCCAGGGAAAGACCUCUCCUACCGGUCCCUCCAAACCGGCCAACAAGCUGGACAACAUGCUGGGAAGCCUGCAGUCCGACCUCAACAGACUCGGGGUCCAGACGGUGGCUAAAGGUGUCUGCGGAGCCUGCAAGAAACCCAUCGUUGGACAGGUGGUGACUGCCAUGGGCAGGACGUGGCACCCCGAGCACUUUGUGUGCACCCACUGCCAGGAUGAGAUCGGCUCCAGGAACUUCUUUGAGCGUGAGGGACAGCCAUACUGUGAGAAAGACUACCACCACUUGUUCUCACCACGAUGCCACUACUGUAAUGGACCCAUACUGGAUAGAGUAGUGACAGCUUUGGACAAGACUUGGCAUCCAGAGCACUUCUUCUGCGCCCAGUGCGGAGCCUUUUUCGGACCCGAAGGUUUCCAUGAGAAGGAUGGGAAGGCGUACUGCAGGAAGGACUACUUUGACAUGUUUGCCCCUAAAUGUGGAGGCUGUACCCGUGCCAUCCUGGAAAACUACAUCUCUGCCCUCAACUCACUCUGGCACCCUGAAUGCUUCGUCUGCAGGGAGUGCUUCACGCCAUUCGUAAACGGCAGCUUCUUUGACCAUGACGGUCAGCCUUACUGCGAGUCUCACUACCACGAGCGGCGCGGCUCGCUGUGCUCCGGCUGCCAGAAGCCCAUCACAGGCCGCUGCAUCACCGCCAUGGCUAAGAAGUUCCACCCGGAGCACUUUGUGUGCGCUUUCUGCCUGAAGCAGCUCAACAAAGGCACCUUCAAGGAGCAGAACGACAAGCCCUACUGCCAGGGCUGCUUUGUUAAACUCUUUAGUUAGACUGUGUGGUUGCGUUUAAAUGUGUAAGUACGCGCGUAUGCACAUUUCUGAAUGCACGUGUGGGAUGUGUGUGCACUCACAUGUCUAGCAUGAGUCAGUUUGACCCUCGACACCGAAAGGUCCUCUGGCUGUCCAACCUCUCAGGCUUGGCAUUUCACACUUUUGCUAAAAGACGUUUUGAACAGAGCCCAAAGAGAUUUUUAUUUAGAGUUCUUCUGUGCUAAUUUCCCCUUUCACGUGUGUACAUAAAUAAGCAUAUGGCUGUUGAGUUGAGACCUCAGAGCCCUGAUUUUGAAAAUGAUUAAAUUCCCCCAUAGCAGGGCAAGACUUUUCACUCUAUGGUGGUUUUAUGCAGAUAUGAGAAGCUGCUCAAUUGCAUGGAGUUGACUUCAGCAGUUUAUACGCAGAAUCUGUUGAGUGUUGAAUAGUGCUUGGCAAAUCAUCAGUGUUAGAAUGAUCUGUGAAAAAUAUGUAUUUUUCUAGCUUUGGAAACAAUUGAGGUGCCAUUUAAAAAAAUAUAUAAAUUGAAACUCUCCACAUGUAAACAGACACACACUGAACUCCUUUUUCACUUCUUUAAAAUACCAGUGUAAACUCUUUAAACACUCCAACACAGAUCUCUUGAUGAGACGUCUUAAGGUGCAUUUUACAGGUGUCGGCAAGAUAUUAGCUAGUCCUUAUUUUUCUACUGUUUUACUACGAAAAAGAACCCACGUGAUUUCUCAGUUUCAGAAAACAUUACAUUUACAUUACUCUUGUUAAUUAACAUAUAGAUAAGUUGCCAUUUGUUUCGCUGUAGCAACUCGGAACUGUUUCAUUUUUUGCUACCCCACCGCAAAGGGUGUGUUGUGUCAAUCACAUUAAUAACCAUCAAAAAAUGCAAACGGUUUUGACAAAAAGUAGGUCAAUAACAAAAACAUAUGUACCGUACUAUGAUUAUUAAAGUUGAACGUAAGGUGCAAGUUUUAGCCAACAUUUAUUUUUACUCCAGUUUUAAUGUGGAGAUUCUAUCUUCUGAAUGUAAACACACAGAAAAAGAAAAGAAUAAAUGACAGUUUAAUUUACGAUUGCUACUGUGUGAAUUUAUCACUAUUAAUAAGGCUGGUUUUAAAUACGGUUGUGCAUUUGGAUUAGAGGCAUGCUUUCUUUUGUUUGGAGUUUUAUCAGCAGUAGCUGCCAGUUGCUGUUACAAUCACAAUCUAAAUUUGUAUACCUGUAAUAUGCUCCACUUUGAGACAGAACUGUGUUUUGAUGAAAAUAUAUAUAUUUUUUGAGAUGUUGUGGCUCACACUGAUAUGCAAAGAGCUGGCUCUAUUGGCAUGUAGGCUCUCAAUAGUUUACCCUAUUCUUACACACACAACACCAACCAGCUUUGAUUCCAGUGUGUCAGACUUCCAAUGAAACGCAGCCCUUAUUAUUUUCUUUGUGAGUCCUAAACUGUGAUCUUGCUGUCUGAGCUGGAGUCAGCACUUGGCUCACUGAUGGAUGCAGCCGGGUGUUAGCUGGUCAGGAAUCAGAAUACAGGGCCAAGCCUCUAGCAACAUUGAUGUAUAACUCAUUUCAUCUUUAUUUUCCCUGUUGCUCGAUUUUGCCACAUAUAUGAAACAAUUGGCGUUUUGUUUUUUCGGACAAUAUUAAUUGUCUUUAUGAUCACUAUGCGUGUAUCCACAUUUGGAUUGUUUUUAUUUUGAUAAAAUGUUUGCUCUUGUGCCAAAUGUGACAAUGCAAUAAGGUCUUAUACACUGUGGUGGAGUUCUCAACCCUUCCUGUGAUUUGACUCUUUAUGGGCUGAACUCCGGGAGAGGCUUCGUCUGCUGCGGUGCAUCUUAACUCAUAAACGUUUACACUGUAAUAAACAGUUGAGUCAGAUUUACAGGAAGUAGCAGGGGGGAAGUGAACAGGAAUUGUGAGUUAAUGUUGCUCCAUGUAUAUUUAUCUGCUUACAGAUUAUUGCCUUAUUGUUUUUGCUUCUGUCAAAGAAUUCAUUAAAAAAAAAUCUACGCCUUUUAUUAAUGAGAUUAAGUGAAUUUGUAAAUGGAGACAUUCAUGUGAUCCUUUACCAUUUACAUUUUCUCACGAGCCACACAUUUUACUGGCUCUUUGUGUGGGUGGGGUGAAAGCCUAUGUGGGUCCUGAUUACUGACUGAUUAUUAUACCUGCUGCGAAUAAAAUAAGUACUUUA
Molecule: messenger RNA, 4093 nt
Organism: Gymnodraco acuticeps
Lineage: Eukaryota; Metazoa; Chordata; Actinopteri; Perciformes; Bathydraconidae
Gene: pxna
Product: paxillin a
Exons: 12
Coding region: 292-1911 (539 amino acids)
Biological process (GO): transforming growth factor beta receptor signaling pathway; substrate adhesion-dependent cell spreading; endothelial cell migration
Source: RefSeq, a predicted model, not a curated record